CGGCGGCCGGUGCUGCGGCGGCGGGGCAGGGCGAGGCGGCGGCGGCGGUGGAGGCGGCGGCCACCCCUUACGUGGGGCUGCGGCGGCCGCUGGGCUACAAGCUGGCCAAGGCCACCAAGGAGCGGAUCUGGCGGGGGGAGUUCAUUGACCUCUUUUCCUUGCUCCACACAGAGCUGGCCCCCGAGCACGGCCCGCGGCCGGGGGACACGCUGGACCAGUGGGUCUCGGCCUUCCUGGUGUACGCCAGCGUGCUGUGCGAGAAGCACCCGGCGCGCUGCGGAGCCAUGUUCAAGUACCUGGACACCAUCCGCAAGCUGCACGCCACCUACGGGGGCACCUCCUGGAUGAACUACGACGAGGACUUUCGGCGGCGGGCGGCCAAGGACCCCACCUUGCCCUGGGGGGACGUCGACCUGGACCUCUGGAUGAAGUGGAUGGCGCCCCUCAAGUCCCUGGUCGAGAGGCAGCUGCCGGGUGAGAGCGAGGCGCAGGCCUCGCCUGCCCCGCCGCCCCCAGCGCCACCAGCACCACCACCACCACCCUCCCAGAGCCCCAAGCAGGAGGAGAAAAGCCAGACUCCAUGAAAACAGAAGGCCAGUUGGGAUGGCAGUCAGACUAAGUGGCCUGACUCCGUUGGUGUUUAAGUGGAGCUCUGGUAUUCUAGUGCAUUCUUUUACCUCUGCUUCUGUUGCGUUGCAAGCUGUGCUAGAGAAGACGUAGGAAAUUCAUUUUACCCAAUCAGCAAUUGUAACAAUGGACUACAAACCUGCAGAGCAAGCCAGUUUGCUGGAAAACAGGAAUUCCUGCAGCGCAGCACUUGUCACAGACUAUCCAAAGAGGGCAAAGAUUCAGGAAGGUGAAUAAAUUGAACAUUGGUUGAAUGAGGUCAGGAACAGUCUCCCGGAGGAGAACCCUGCCCUAAAAUACUUCUUUGAAAGUAUAAGCCAAUUUAAUGUGCAGAUUAACCCUUCUCAUUUGAGCAAACUUGUGUGCAAUCCUGGAUCUUUGCAGAUCACAACCGGACACUUCAAAAACCUAUGUACUAUAUUUGUUUUAAAAAAAAAAAUAAUAAAUCAUACCUUGUCUUGUUACAGCUGUUAUUUUUACCAUUUCAUUGAGAAUAUCUGCAACAUAAAUGUAUAUUUGACUUGAAACAGUAUCAUCCACUUGGUAUAAUAACUCAGGUUGUCAACAGAAUUAUUCUGUGAGGCUCAAUACCGCCUCUCCAUUCUUUUCUGAAAAACACAUUAACCUUUGCUGUCAUUGCCAGAAAUCAGUUACAGCCCAAUUGUGCAUUACAAAAUUCUUGAUCAAGUAUAAUAAUUGACCUACAUUAUUAUUCUGUUUUUACCCUUGUAGAAUGCUUAAGAUCGUGAGCAUUAGACUAGACCUUCGUAGUCUGGUGCUCAUGAAAAUAAUAUUCACUGGUUCACGGUUUAAUCAUUCUACAUCUCAGUAUUUUGUUUUCUUUUCCUUUUCCCUUGCAUACUAGGGAGUAUGAUCAAGGUAAUACUAUGAUCCAGUAACGCGCAUGAUGGUAAGGGUAUGCCUUUAGUUGUUUCAGGAAAAAGCUACCAUUAUCUGCUCUCCUUUACCUUUCUUGGUAGUUUCAAUAAUAUGCAUAACAUGAAGUGUUUGUAAAUUGAUAUUAAACUGUUUGUGACUUCACCUAAAUAAAUUUUUAUAUA
This is a messenger RNA of Calidris pugnax (ruff), 1688 nucleotides long. Its product is annotated as CASP-like protein 4A2. The record is from RefSeq and is a predicted model, not a curated record. The transcript has 3 exons. NCBI's taxonomy places the organism in Eukaryota, Metazoa, Chordata, Aves, Charadriiformes, Scolopacidae. The coding region runs from base 285 to 584 and encodes 99 amino acids.